This is a messenger RNA of Lampris incognitus (smalleye Pacific opah), 4642 nucleotides long. RefSeq names its product peroxidasin. The transcript is spliced from 23 exons. The record is from RefSeq and is a predicted model, not a curated record. Gene Ontology annotation, biological process: response to oxidative stress. Bases 43 to 4482 code for a protein of 1479 amino acids. Gene Ontology annotation, molecular function: heme binding; protein binding; peroxidase activity. NCBI's taxonomy places the organism in Eukaryota, Metazoa, Chordata, Actinopteri, Lampriformes, Lampridae.
AGCUGGCGGUGUGUGUGCGCUCCUCCCGGCUCACUCCUAGCAAUGGCGCUGCGGACCGGCCGACUCUUUUCUCCCUUUCUUCUCGGGGUGUCUCUGGUUUUGAUCGCCGGCGGACCACAGGCUGUGCUGUCGUGCCCGAGCCGCUGUUUGUGUUUCCGAACCACCGUGAGAUGUAUGCAUCUGAAUCUGGAAACCGUGCCAGCAGUUUCUCCUCAGACCACCAUUCUAGACCUGAGGUUUAAUAAAAUCAAGGAUUUACAACCCGGUUCCUUCAGACGACUGAAAAACCUCAACACACUUCUCCUCAACAAUAAUCAUAUACGAAGAAUCCCGAGAGGGGCAUUUGAAGACCUGGAAAACCUCAAAUAUCUCUAUUUGUACAAGAAUGAAAUCCAAUCAAUUGACAGACAAGCAUUUAAGGGGCUUGUUUCUCUUGAGCAACUGUACCUGCACUUCAACAACAUUGAGUCAUUGGAACCAGAAUCCUUCACUCAUCUACCAAAGCUGGAGCGGCUGUUUUUGCAUAACAACAGAAUCACCCAUCUAGUGCUUGGGACCUUCUCCCAUCUCCAGUCUAUGAAGCGACUGCGUCUGGACUCCAACACGUUAAGCUGUGAUUGCGAGCUGCUGUGGCUGGCCGACCUGCUGAAGCAGUACGCCGAGUCAGGCAACGCCCAGGCCGCCGCCACCUGCGACUACCCCAGCCGCCUGCAAGGCCGCUCAGUGGCCACGCUCACCGCCGAAGAGCUCAACUGUGAGGUGCCCAGGAUCACCUCGGAGCCCCAGGAUGUGGACGUGACAUCAGGGAACACCGUCUACUUCACCUGCAGAGCUGAAGGAAACCCCAAACCCCAGAUCAUCUGGCUCAGGAACAACAAUGCACUGAACAUGCGUGACGACAGCCGUCUGAACCUCCUGGAGGACGGGACGCUGAUGAUCCAGGACACCAGAGAGACAGACCAGGGCGUCUACCAGUGUAUGGCCAAGAACGUGGCCGGCGAGGUCAAGACCUCACAGGUCACGCUGCGAUAUUUUGGAGCCCCCUCACGGCCCAGUUUUGUGAUCCAGCCGCAGAACACGGAGGUGCUGGUUGGAGAGAGCGUGACGUUGGAGUGCAGCGCCACAGGCCAGCCGCAGCCCAGGGUCUCCUGGACCAAAGGGGACCGGACCCCUCUGCCCAAUGAUGCCCGCAUCAAUAUCACGCCCUCGGGGGGGCUUUACAUCCAGAACGUGGUGCAGGCCGAUGGGGGCCAGUAUACCUGCUUCGCCUCCAAUAACGUUGACACUAUCCAUGCCACAGCUUAUAUAAUUGUACAAGCUAUCCCGCAGUUCACGGUCACACCGCAGGACCAGUCGGUCCUGGAGGGUCACACGGUAGACUUUCCCUGCGAGGCCAGCGGCUACCCCCAGCCGGUCAUCGCCUGGACGCGUGGGGGGAGCCCACUGCCCCUGGACCGUCGCCACUUGGUCCUCUCUACGGGAACGCUCCGUAUCUCCCGGGUGGCGGCCCAUGACGAGGGCCAGUAUGAGUGUCAGGCAGUCAGCCCCGUCGGUACUGUGCGCACCGCUGUGCAGCUCAACAUCCAGCAGAGAGUAACGCCUGUUUUCACAAAUGCUCCAAGGGACCUGACGGUGGAGUCUGGCCAGGACGUCCAGAUUCCCUGCAGCGCUCAGGGCCAGCCCCAGCCUGCCCUCACCUGGAACAAGGAUGGUGUGCAGGUGACGGAGAGUGGGAAGUUCCACAUCAGCCCAGAAGGCUAUCUGGAGGUCAAGGACGUGGGCUUGGCUGAUGCCGGCCGCUACGAGUGUGUCGCCCGCAAUCCCAUCGGCUAUCAAGCCGCUAGUAUGGUGCUAUCUGUCACAGUACCUCCAGUAAGCCGAGAGGGCGACACCUUUGUGAGCACUUCAAUAGAGCAGGCCAUCCGAAAUGUGGACAGUGCCAUUGAGUCCACCAGGAGACGUCUCUUUGAUGGUCAGCCGCGUACCCCAGGCGAGUUGCUGGCCCUAUUCCGUUAUCCACGAGACCCGUACACGGUGGAGCAGGCACGCGCCGGGGAGAUCUUCGAGCAGACCCUGCUCCUCAUCCAGAACCAUGUCAACCAGGGCCUCAUGGUCGACACCAAUGGCACCGCAUUCCGCUACAACGACCUGGUCUCGCCCCACUUCCUGGAUGUGAUCGCCAACCUGUCUGGCUGUACCGCCCACCGCCGCUACAACAACUGCUCUGACAUCUGCUUUCACCAAAAGUACCGCAGCCACGACGGCACCUGCAACAACCUGCAGCACCCCAUGUGGGGCGCCUCACUCACGGCCUUUGAGCGGCUGCUGAAAUCAGUCUACGAUAAUGGAUUUAACCUGCCAAGAGGUGCCACUGACAGGCUGCACAACGGAUUCAGGCUGCCGCUGCCGAGGCUUGUGUCCACCACCAUGAUUGGCUCAGAGACCAUCACCCCCGACGACCGCUACACGCACAUGCUCAUGCAGUGGGGUCAGUUCUUGGAUCACGACCUGGACUCGACGGUGGCAGCCCUCAGCCAGUCGCGGUUUUCUGACGGACAGCUGUGCACACAGGUCUGCACCAACGACCCGCCUUGCUUCCCAAUCCAGUUCCCAGCAAAUGACCAGCGCCAGCUCCGGAGCGGCGCUCGCUGCAUGUUCUUCGUGAGGUCCAGCCCAGUGUGUGGCAGCGGGAUGACAUCACUGCUCAUGAACAGCGUGUAUCCACGGGAACAGAUCAACCAGUUGACCUCCUACAUUGACGCCUCCAAUGUCUAUGGCAGCUCACGGCACGAGUCCGACGAGAUUCGCGACCUGGCCAGCCAGCGUGGGCUGUUACGGCAGGGCAUCAUCCAGCGGACAGGGAAACCACUUCUACCUUUCGCCACCGGACCGCCCACGGAAUGCAUGCGGGAUGAGAACGAGAGUCCGAUUCCCUGCUUUUUGGCUGGUGACCACCGUGCCAAUGAGCAGCUGGGUCUGACUGCCAUGCACACCGUAUGGUUCAGAGAACACAACCGCAUAGCCACGGAGUUGCUGAGGCUGAACCCCCACUGGGAUGGGGACACCAUCUACCAUGAGGCCAGGAAGAUAGUUGGGGCUCAGAUGCAGCACAUCACUUACAGUCACUGGCUGCCUAAGAUCCUAGGUGAAGCAGGAAUGAAGAUGAUGGGGCCCUACACUGGCUAUAACCCCAACAUAAACCCCGGAAUUCUCAACGCCUUCGCCACCGCAGCCUUCCGUUUCGGACACACUCUCAUCAACCCCAUCCUGUACAGAUUGGAUCAGGACUUCCAGCCCAUCCCCCAGGGGCACAUCUCCCUGCACCGAGCGUUUUUCUCCCCCUUUCGCAUUGUCAACGAGGGGGGCAUCGACCCGCUCCUCCGCGGUCUCUUUGGCGUCGCUGGGAAAAUGCGCGUUUCAACACAGCUGCUGAACACGGAGCUGACCGAGCGGUUGUUCUCUAUGGCUCAUGCGGUGGCACUGGAUCUGGCAGCCAUGAACAUACAGAGAGGAAGGGAUCAUGGGAUACCACCAUAUAAUGAUUACAGGACCUUCUGUAACUUGACCUUGGCGCAGACUUUUGAUGAUCUGAGGAAUGAAAUUAAGAAUCCCAGUGUCAGGGAGAAACUGCAGAGGUUGUAUGGCACUCCUUUGAACAUCGACCUCUUCCCGGCGCUGAUGGCUGAGGAGCUGGUCCCUGGCAGCCGGCUGGGGCCCACCCUCAUGUGUCUGCUGGCGGCCCAGUUUAAACGUCUGCGAGACGGCGACAGAUUCUGGUAUGAGAACCCGGGUGUGUUUACCCCGGCCCAGCUGACCCAGCUGAAGCAGGCCUCCCUCACACGCGCACUGUGCGACAACGGGGACAACAUCACGCGCAUCCAGCAGGACGUGUUUACUGUGGCCGAGCUGCCCCAUGGCUAUGGCAGCUGUGACGACGUCCCCAAGAUUGACUUGCGCAUGUGGCAGGACUGCUGCGAAGACUGCCGAACCAAAGGUCAGUUCAACGCUCUGUCCUAUCACUUCAGAGGACGCAGGUCAGCUGACCACAGCUACGCCGAGGACAAGCCUGCUGAUAGCAUCCAGGAGACCAGCCCAAUGGAUCAAGCCAGAGAAAAACUUGCAAAUGUCACUGUGACCUCCAAACCAAGCACUGAAUCCUCAAUCAACGACUUCCAGGACUUUGUCUCUGACAUGCAGAAGACAAUCACCAGUUUACGAAAACAGAUUAAAAGACUUGAAGCCCGUCUGAGCAAGACAGACUGCACUGAUACCGAGGGUCGCGAGCGAACCGACGGGGAGAAGUGGAAAAACGACCCCUGCACCACAUGCGAAUGCAAAGACGCUCAAGUGACAUGCUUCGUGGAGUCGUGUCCGCCAGCCGAGUGCCAGAGACCCGUCAAGCUAAAAGGCAACUGCUGCCCGGUGUGCCUCAAACAAACAGGCACGGAGAGCAGGCAUCGAGCGGACGCCCACCAUGCAUAACCCUCAGGACCCCCCCCCCACCUCUCCCCCUCCCCCCAACCACCACCAUCAUGCCCUAGUGUCUGAUACACACACUCAAACAUGCAGAGAUCCAGAGGAUGAGACUCUUAAAAGGUGUGCUAAGUCACAGCCACUUGCACCUAAUUGCCUCGUUUUUGUU